CGAGCGUUUCGGGGAUCGACCAAUCGUAACCCAGAUCUAAAGGGAAAGCCCCGCCUUUACCCGCAUAGAGGCGGGAAUUGCCACGAAGCUCCUGUGGAGAGAGAGGAAGAAGCUGCAGAAAACCAAUAAGAAAGGAGGAGUCGAUGACGUCAACCAAUGGGAAUACGGGGGAUUGCGACCAAUGAAAGCGGAGGGACCCCGGGACACGUGGGUGGGGGAGCUGAGCGCUGAGACCAAGGGCUAAAGCAGAGAGGUGAGUCAGUCACCUUGAGCAGGGCGAGCGCUGUGGGCCAAGCAGAGGCCUUAGGGCAGUGGGAGUGCAGACUGAAAAAAUGCAGACCACCGGGGCACUGCUCAUUUCUCCGGCUCUGAUCCGCUGUAGUAGGGGUCUGAUCAGGCCUGUGUCUGCCUCCUUCCUGAGUAGACUAGAGGACUCAUCUAAACAGACUUCCUACAGCAGCAGCUCCCCACUCCAGGUGGCCAGACGGGAGUUCCAGACCAGUGUUGUCGCCCGGGACAUUGACACAGCAGCCAAGUUCAUUGGUGCUGGGGCUGCCACAGUUGGUGUAGCCGGAUCAGGGGCUGGCAUUGGAACUGUGUUUGGCAGCUUGAUCAUUGGCUAUGCCAGGAACCCGUCUCUCAAGCAACAGCUCUUCUCCUAUGCCAUUCUGGGCUUUGCCCUGUCUGAAGCCAUGGGGCUCUUCUGUUUGAUGGUCGCCUUCCUCAUCCUCUUCGCCAUGUGAGGCUCCGUGGGGGUCACCCACAGGUCCCUGCUGCUUUGACUCCACUGGUGCUGGAGUGUGCUGAGCUGUACCAUUAAACGAUGUUUCUCUAAACCCA
This is a messenger RNA of Marmota flaviventris (yellow-bellied marmot), 840 nucleotides long. It is a transcript of the gene Atp5mc1, whose product is annotated as ATP synthase membrane subunit c locus 1. The record is from RefSeq and is a predicted model, not a curated record. Gene Ontology annotation, molecular function: proton transmembrane transporter activity. NCBI's taxonomy places the organism in Eukaryota, Metazoa, Chordata, Mammalia, Rodentia, Sciuridae. Gene Ontology annotation, biological process: proton transmembrane transport; proton motive force-driven ATP synthesis.